AUGGUUCUCAACUCCAGUCCUGAUGUGCAUUCUUUGCACUUGUAUCUUGUUGCAUCCCAAGGCUUUGACUUGCCAGAUUACUUUGAGUUAAUGACUGUGGAUGAUGUGCCAGUCUUCUACUAUGACAGUAAUAUGAAAGGUGUGAUACCUGUCCCUGAUUGGCUGAACAACACAAUGGGACAGCAAUACUGGGACUUCUUAGUUAACACAGCAGAAAUGGACAACCUCAAAAUAGUGAAAGGUCUCAAAUCAGCCGCACAGCAGUUUAAUGUCACAGGUGCUUCCAUUUAUCAGGCCUACGGUGGAUGUGACCUCCAUCCUGACGGAACUGCACAAGCCUUUUUAACUCAUGCAUUUAAUGGCAAGGACUUCGUAAGCCUUGAUAUUGAGAGUAAAACAUUCAUAGCAGCGGUUCCACAAGCAGUCCUCUACAAGAGAAUGAGGGAGAGGGAUCAAACCAAUCUUAAAUUACUUGACUAUUUCUACCGUACGAACUGUGUUGAAGGAAUUAAGGAGUUCCUCCGACAUGCCCCCAGCCUGCGCAUGAAGAGAGUUCCAGAGGUCAGAUUAUUUGAGAAGAAAAACUCUGCCUUCACAGAGAUCACAUGUCAUGUGACUGGGUUCUACCCACGAACAGUGCAGGUUCAGUGGUUUGGGUCAGACAUGCAGCCUGUGGUUGAGGAGGUGGAUAGUGAAAACAAAGUGCUAUCAAAUGGAGAUGGUACUUAUCAGACCAGAAAGAGUGUUGUGAUACCAGCAGAACACACAGACAUACAUCACUACAGCUGUGUGGUCCAGCAUAGCAGCAUAUCUGGAAAUAUCACCAAGGCUUGGGCAGAGCAAGGAGAGACAGGAGAAGGUGCUGUGGACACAGAAUCAUUCCCAUCACCAGAUCUUGGUCAGCCUUCCUCAGGAAUGCCCAACAGGAGGGCAGACAAAAUAUGUGAGAACUGUGAGCUCUCAAGUGAUGUGACCUGGGAUCCUCGGGUGUUUUGGGUCUCUCAACAUCAGACACAGCAGCAGUACGCAGCAGCAGCUUACGGAGCAGGCUUCUUGAUCCGAAGCCACCUGUUCCAGAUGUCAGGACUUUUGAGAAGCGAAACUCUGCCCUUACAGCCUGUGGUUGAGGGGGUUAUUGAAGGUAAAGUGUUACCAAAUGGAGAUGGUUCUUAUCAGACAAGAAAGAGUCUUGUGAUACCAGCAGAACACACAGACAUACAUCACUACAGCUGUGUGGUCCAACAUAAGGGAAAGAAAAGUGAAAAUGAAAUAGGUGCUUGGACCUAA
Chanos chanos (milkfish) is the source of this 1287-nucleotide messenger RNA. RefSeq names its product class I histocompatibility antigen, F10 alpha chain-like. Lineage: Eukaryota; Metazoa; Chordata; Actinopteri; Gonorynchiformes; Chanidae. Gene Ontology annotation, cellular component: external side of plasma membrane. The transcript is spliced from 8 exons. The record is from RefSeq and is a predicted model, not a curated record. The coding region runs from base 1 to 1287 and encodes 428 amino acids. Gene Ontology annotation, biological process: immune response.